Calypte anna (Anna's hummingbird) is the source of this 956-nucleotide messenger RNA. RefSeq lists its product as uncharacterized. The coding region runs from base 1 to 699 and encodes 232 amino acids. The record is from RefSeq and is a predicted model, not a curated record. NCBI's taxonomy places the organism in Eukaryota, Metazoa, Chordata, Aves, Apodiformes, Trochilidae. The transcript has 2 exons.
AUGGCUCCCGGGGAGGCGGCCGGUCGGUCGGUCGGUCAGUGGGCCGGUGGGUGGCAGGUAACCCAGCAGCCGGUCAGUCGGGGGAUAAGGGGGUGGCAGGCAACCCGGUCGGUCGGUUUGUGUGUGUCUGUCUGUCAGGCAGGUGGUGGCUGUCCGCUGUCCCCGCGCUGUCCCCUCGCCUGUGGCGGGUGGCUUCACGUGCUGCCUCUAUUUACAGUCCCGGUGGGGCGGGGCUCAGCCAGGCCGCGCCCCCCCGCCCCUAACGGAACGUUCCCGGUGUGUGACCCGGCUCGUGACACCCACGCCCGCUGGCAGGGCCCCCUCGGGUACCCCUCCCCCUCCUUGUCCCCCACUUUGUCACCUCCCGUCCCCGCGGGCAGCGGGCGCCUCGCCAGCCCCAAAGUGCCGCGAAGUGGCCGGGGAGGCCGCGGGGAGGUGCGGGGCCGUGCGCGGGGCCGUGGGGCCGAUGCCGCCUCCGGUGACCUUGUUUACCGAGCGGGGACGGGCAAUGUCAGCGGCCCGGCCGCCGUGCCAAGAUCGACGGAGGCCGCGUUCCUUCCGCUCCUUAUCGGCUGCUCGGGGGGACCCGGCCUGGUAGAGGGAGCCGGCGGGGUGCUCUGGGCAGUGGGGGCUGGGAAGUUGUCCUGGGCCACCCUGUCCGGCUCGGCCUGGCCAGGGCAGUGGUUGCAUCAGGUGUAAUGUAGUGACAGCCUUGGCUGAUGCUGCCACCCAGGAUUAAUCAAAAGGGUAGGAAAUGCCUUGAACCGAGCGUGGGAGAUGUGAUGGAGGCACUGAAAGUUCAGGGUCAACACAGAGAACACACGGAGGUGCAAAGGUAGGAAAAUCAGAACCCAGAGGAUUCAGGGUGCUUGACAUGUAGGUCAUCGCUGUGACCUGGAUUAAUAGUGACCAAAGAUAUGAAGGCAGCUGCUUCGGUGACGCACUGGUCCCAAACU